AUGACACUCGACACAUCUUUGAAAGCCCUUGUUGAAGAGUGGCUGCGACUGGACCAGAACGAGGUAACGAAGGCCGAGGUGCAGCGGCUAUAUGCGGCUAAAGACAAUGCUGAACUAGAAAGACGAAUGAGGAAACGCAUCGAGUUUGGCACUGCAGGAUUGCGUGGCCGCAUGGCUGCUGGCUGGGCUUGCAUGAACGAUAUGAUCGUCAUCCAGGCCUCGCAAGGACUAUGCGCAUAUGUUCUGCAGAAUGUCCGCGAUGCGGCGUCGCGAGGCGUGGUCGUUGGACACGAUCACCGACACAACUCAGAGCGGUUCGCACAGCUGACGGCGGCAGCCUUCCUAUCCAAUGGCGUGAAGGUGUACCUGCACAGGGGCCUUGUACACACCCCCAUUGUACCUUUUAGCGUGAAGAGAUUGAAUGCGGCGUGUGGUGUAAUGAUCACUGCUAGUCACAAUCCGAAGCAAGACAACGGUUACAAAGUCUAUUGGGAGAACGCAGUGCAGAUUAUUGAGCCUCACGACAAGGGUAUCUCAGCUUCCAUCAAAGCGAAUCUCGAGCCUCAAAUAUGGCAGACGGACAGCAUUCAUAACUCUCCCCUAUGCAUUGACAAGACCGAAGAGAUGAAAGAGGCGUAUUUCUCAGCUCUCAGUACGCUCUGCCUGCAGAGGCCUUUGAACGAGCAAACAUCACUGAAGUUCGUCAGCACUUCGAUGCAUGGCGUAAGCCACCCAUUCAUGACUCGGGCUUUCGAACAAUUUGGUCUGUCUGCCUUCACCCCUGUAACGGAGCAACAAAUACCGGAUCCAGACUUCCCUACAGUCAAGUUCCCUAAUCCAGAGGAGAAGGGUAUGGAUCUUGCUAUCAGCACUGCGAAUGAAUGUGGUGCCGACUAUGUCCUAGCGCAGGAUCCGGACGCAGAUCGAUUUGCCGCUGCAGAGAGGGGCAAGGAUGGAAAGUGGAUUAUGUUUACCGGGGACCAGCUAGGCACCCUUUUCACAACUUCAGUCUUUGACAAGUACAAAACUUCCGGGAAACCGAUCGAAAAACUCGCAAUGGUCGCCUCCACGGUCAGCUCCAAGAUGAUCGAAUCCAUGGCAAAGGCGGAAGGCUUCAAGUUCGCGGAAUGUCUCACGGGAUUCAAAUUCAUCGGCAAUACUGCACUGAAGCUGGAACAAGAAGGAUAUCAAGUCCCCUUCGGAUACGAAGAAGCCAUCGGCUUCAUGUUUGGCUCGGAGAUCCGUGACAAGGACGGUGUUGCCGCCAGCGUGAUGUUCGCGGAGAUGGUAGUAGCCUUGCGAAGACAGGGCAAGACUGCUAGCUCCCACUUGCAAGAACUAUACAAAAAAUAUGGCUUCUUCCAGACAAGCAACAGCUACUUCAUCUGCAACGAGCCAGCAACGAUCGACAAAAUCUUUGCUAGAAUGCGCAACUAUGACGGUGCCGUGUCUGCAAGUCCCAGCUACCCUAAGAAAAUAGCGGGUCUGACCGUCACCAGUGUUCGGGAUCUGACUGUCGGCUACGAUAGCGCUAAUCCUCCAUCAUAUAAACCGACUCUGCCGCUGUCCUCCGGCCAUAUGAUACAGUUCAGAGCGGAGUCGCCCACCGACGGCACCAAGAUCACGCUUACAACGAGGACAAGCGGCACGGAACCAAAGAUCAAGUAUUACCUGGAAGGCAGUGGAAACGACGCCAGUCAAGUAGCCUCACUUCUGCCACGAGUCGUGGUUGAACUAGCCAAUGAGUGGAUGCAGGCAAAGGAGAAUCAGCUCGGGCUACAGUGA
Molecule: messenger RNA, 1785 nt
Organism: Postia placenta MAD-698-R-SB12
Lineage: Eukaryota; Fungi; Basidiomycota; Agaricomycetes; Polyporales; Adustoporiaceae
Exons: 21
Coding region: 1-1785 (594 amino acids)
Biological process (GO): carbohydrate metabolic process; purine ribonucleoside salvage
Molecular function (GO): phosphopentomutase activity; magnesium ion binding
Source: RefSeq, a predicted model, not a curated record